Messenger RNA from Cyclopterus lumpus (lumpfish), 841 nucleotides. It is a transcript of the gene immp1l, whose product is annotated as inner mitochondrial membrane peptidase subunit 1. Gene Ontology annotation, cellular component: membrane; mitochondrial inner membrane peptidase complex. NCBI's taxonomy places the organism in Eukaryota, Metazoa, Chordata, Actinopteri, Perciformes, Cyclopteridae. The record is from RefSeq and is a predicted model, not a curated record. The transcript has 7 exons. Gene Ontology annotation, molecular function: serine-type endopeptidase activity. Bases 252 to 764 code for a protein of 170 amino acids.
UAUAUCACUAGUUAUGUAGUAAACCUAACGUUGAGAUACACCGUUAGCCUGUGUGGCUGGCUAACGUGAAGCUUCAACAGCAGACUGACCGAGCAGAUAGUCGAGCGACGUGACACCGGUCGACACUAAGAGUUGUCCAUUCUGAACCGAUGGUCUGGUACCAGCAGGUGUGAAGGUCAGAGGAGGAACGUGUCCGUGCAUGAAGUAGGAAGACACUGCAGCUCAAGAAUAGCUGGGACGUGUAGGUGGAGAUGUUCCGCAGUGUGCUGGGGAAGACUUUCGGGUUUGUGGGCUACACAGUCCAGUAUGGCUGCAUUGCACAUUGUGCCUUCGAAUACAUUGGAGAAUUUGUGGUGUGUUCAGGUCCAUCCAUGGAGCCAACCAUUGUCAACCAUGAUAUUGUCUUCUGUGAGCGGAUGACUCGUCAGCUUUACAAAAUACAAAAGGGUGAUAUAGUAAUUGCAAAGAGUCCAUUUGACCCAAAUAUGAACAUUUGUAAAAGGGUUAUUGGACUGGAGGGUGACAAGGUCUGCACGAGUUCCCCAUCAGAUCUGUUCAAGGCCCACACAUAUGUUCCUAAAGGCCAAGUAUGGCUAGAAGGGGAUAACCUUAGGAAUUCCAAUGACUCAAGGAGCUAUGGCCCAAUUCCUUAUGCCCUCAUCCGAGGGCGUGUUUGCUUAAAGCUCUGGCCUCCGCAUAGUGUUGGAACCCUCAGUGAAAGCCCAACCCGACGGAUCAUUAAGACUCAGAGUGACUCAGACUGACUCAUUCACUUUGUUUGUACCGUGUACGUUACUUUGUUUCCAAUCAUUUUUGAAAAUAAAGCUGAUAUUUAUUUAGA